Molecule: messenger RNA, 462 nt
Organism: Capronia coronata CBS 617.96
Lineage: Eukaryota; Fungi; Ascomycota; Eurotiomycetes; Chaetothyriales; Herpotrichiellaceae
Product: mitochondria fission 1 protein
Exons: 4
Coding region: 1-462 (153 amino acids)
Biological process (GO): peroxisome fission; autophagy of mitochondrion; mitochondrial fission
Cellular component (GO): peroxisomal membrane; mitochondrial outer membrane
Molecular function (GO): protein binding
Source: RefSeq, a predicted model, not a curated record
AUGCCAUCGAAUCUGCCUUAUGCCGCAGAUGCGGAAAGCCCCCUGAAACCGGCGGAACUACAAGUACUUCGUGCGCAGUAUGAAAAAGAAGGCGACUAUGUUUCGGUGCAGACAAAAUUUAACUAUGCUUGGGGAUUGAUUAAAUCGAACCAACGCGGUGACCAACAACUGGGCGUCCAACUCCUUUCGGACAUCUUCAAGACGACACCGGAACGAAGGCGCGAGUGUUUAUACUAUCUCGCCUUGGGCAACUACAAGCUCGGGAAUUAUGCUGAAGCCAGACGGUACAACGAUUUGUUACUAGAAAAAGAGCCUGGGAAUCUGCAGGCUGCAAGCUUGAGACAGUUAAUCGAUGACAAGGUAUCGAGAGAAGGGUUGAUGGGUGUCGCGAUUCUCGGCGGUGCUGCUGUGGUUGCUGGAAUUGUUGGUGGUAUGAUUAUGAAAGGGUCAAGAAGAAGGUGA